AUGGACGGGGACGACGGCAAGAACAAGCACGGCCAACACGCCGGUUGGCACUCAAAGCAGACCCUGUGCGCCCUCAAUAUCGGCACUGUGCCACCCAAUGUCUCCUCCAAGAUGGAAUCAUGCGAAAAAGCCGACACCGGAACAUUCCAUGGUUCGGAUGACGAUUUGGACAAGAACUGUCACGAUGUUGAUCCACAGGCGCCGCCACGGAAGACUCCAGCCUUCCUAGGCCGCAGUGAGAUAAAGCGCUUGGCUUGUCUCUGCUUUUGUCUCGCUCUUUGGUUGACCGGAAUUCCAGAUAUGAUGGCCCGUAUGCUAGGUCGGUCUGCAAGAGCAGGUCAGAACCAGGGGUGUUCAACCCCGGAUCGUACAUUGCGAUUUACAAAAGAUGGCACUUUCCAAAUCAGUGUUUUUGAAGACUUACAUUUUGCUGAAGAUUCAAGAAAAGAUGUCAAAACACAACAUGUAAUGAAAUAUGUCCUCGCAAAGGAGAAGCCCCAACUGGUGGUGAUCAACGGGGACCUGGUCUCUGGGGAAGCCACCAAAGCCUCCAGCUCCAGCCAAUAUCUCCAUCAAGUUGUUAGCCCUUUGCUUGAUGGGGGUUACCUGUGGGCGUCGACAUACGGCAACCAUGACAGCAAUCCGAAUCUAGACCCGCGGCAGGAUGAAUACGACCAAGAGAAACGAUACAAGAAUAGCCUGACACAAAAAUUGAUAUCUGAUCCGAUGGCAGGGGUCACGAACUAUUAUCUACCCGUCUUCUCUCACGAUGGAUCUGAAUCCGAUAUACCUACUCUUUUGCUGUGGUUCUUUGAUUCUAGAGGUGGACGUGAGCCAAUUAACCGAGUACCCAACGGCCGUUCAGGCCGACGAGGCGACUGGGUCGACCAAUCUGUGGUUGACUGGUUUAUCAAGACCAACUCCGACCUGACGAGCAAGUAUGGGCAUAGUAUUCCUUCUUUAGCUUUUUACCAUAUACCUGCAGAUGCUAUGCGCACAUACCAAGAUAACGGGGUAGACUCCCGCAAAUCACCCGGCCUCAACGGGGAAACAGUCGUCCAGCAAGGAUCCGGAGAUACUCCCUACACCGGCCAAGAUAUAGCAUUUAUGCAGGCGCUUCUGAACACCUCGGGGCUUAUGGCCACCUUCAGUGGACACGACCAUGAAAAUGACUGGUGCUUCAAAUGGGACGGAAAGACGGUUUCUCAGAAUCUUGCAGGAAACGGGCUUAACAUGUGCUAUGGUCGACAUACCGGAUAUGGCGGGUACGGGAAUGCUAUGCGUGGCGGACGACAAAUUCUCCUUAAGCAGGAGAACCUGGUCGAUGAUGUGGAAACCUGGGUCCGGUUGGAGGAUGGCACGGUUUCGGCACAUGUCACACUCAACGGAACAUAUGGACAGGACGAUUAUUCAAAGAUUCAUCGCCGUGCAAUCGGGAGCAUGGAAGGCGGUGCAAGUCGCCGUCUUUCUCACCUGGGAUCUCUGUGGUAUAGUAUGGUUGGUUUGUGGCUUCCGGUCUUCAUCCUUUGGCAUUGGAAGUGCUCAUACUAG
Messenger RNA from Penicillium macrosclerotiorum, 1551 nucleotides. RefSeq names its product metallophosphoesterase family protein. Gene Ontology annotation, cellular component: cytoplasm. Gene Ontology annotation, molecular function: hydrolase activity, acting on ester bonds. Bases 1 to 1551 code for a protein of 516 amino acids. NCBI's taxonomy places the organism in Eukaryota, Fungi, Ascomycota, Eurotiomycetes, Eurotiales, Aspergillaceae. The record is from RefSeq and is a predicted model, not a curated record. The transcript has 4 exons.